Magallana angulata is the source of this 2289-nucleotide messenger RNA. RefSeq lists its product as uncharacterized. The record is from RefSeq and is a predicted model, not a curated record. Gene Ontology annotation, biological process: mitochondrial protein catabolic process; mitophagy by internal vacuole formation. Lineage: Eukaryota; Metazoa; Mollusca; Bivalvia; Ostreida; Ostreidae. The transcript has 7 exons. Bases 124 to 1425 code for a protein of 433 amino acids. Gene Ontology annotation, cellular component: mitochondrial outer membrane.
UUGAUGCAAAUGCUGACCAACUUACCUCGUGACAUUAUGUAACAGAGUUGAUCUGGACACGCUCAACAAGCAUAACGGCUGAGACUGACCAGUUCGUCAACACCCCAUCAUUUUGACUUACAAAUGGCGAGGAGUUCCAGCACAUUCGGGAAGCACCAGAGUAUGGGCACCGGUUCUUCUAUGAAUGAUCCACAUCAGGCCACGGUGAAAUAUACACCUACCCCCUCACCCACGGCCGGACGGACAUUGACUGACGUCCUGAGAGAAUAUCAGAAUGGCAGGAACACUCUCAAUACGGAAGACGUUCAAGCUUUGGAAAACUUUAUACAGAACAACUCGAAAUAUGUAAAGGGCACAGAUAUUCAUUCGACGCUAGGUGUCGCAAAAUCAAAACAGACACUGGUCGGUCUUCAACAGGAACGUAAAGAUAUACUGAAUAAGAUAUCUGAAAUAGCAGGUGCUCGUUUAAAGUCCAAUAACCCUGCUAUAGCCGACCUCAGCGAUCAAAAUCGGCCUAGUAAGUUGGCAGAAAAGUUCUCGGAGCUGUAUGACAACGAAUGGACAGAUGCUACCGAAGAAUUGAAAGAAAGAAAGAAGAAAGAAAAAUCUACGGAGAAAUCGGAAGAGGAAAUGGAGAUCACUGUCAUCAAAUUGUUCUAUGAAAUCACCAAGGAUAUCUAUAAACGCUGCAAAAAGACGUCAGAGAAACAACUAGAGGAAGUAAAGACGGCCGUUUGUUUGGACGAGAAUAGCGAAGUGCAUCAGAAAAUGACAGUCGAACUUGAAAGAAAAUGCAGAGAAUUUAUUAGAACUCACGGUGAAGUAAGGCUACGUCAAAUUAUAGAGAAACUUCCAGAUGAAGUCUUACAAGAAAUCGAGAAUGCUGAGGCCAAUGAAUUAAAAAUAAGCUGUGACAUACUUAAAAGCUGUAAACGCGUUAUGGAUUUCAUAAAAUCGUGCAUUCGACUUUGUUGGUACAUGAAUCUACAGGAACCUCCCGUAUACAUGGUCACAGACGUGGAUCCCAACUCACUGCACAUGUUUCGAGCAUAUACAAGGUCUGGUGACGUCAUUGAUUAUGUAGUGUGGCCCAGUCUAUUGCUAAAAGAGGAUGGGCCUCUUCUUUACAAAGGAGUUGCGCAGAUGAAGAAAACUGUCACGAGAACGCAGAGUAACAAACGAGAACCUGUUCCUGACCAUAAUGGUGCCGAUAAAGAUAGCAUCAAGGAAGGUGAAGGAACUAAUCAACAAGAUCCGUCACCGCUGUAUGAAAAUGUACAAUUUUCAGAACAGAGGAAAAAUAAAGCUUGGAAUGGUAUGGUUGAUAAAAGUGAAAAGCAAGAAGAGAAUGUGUCAAAUAUGCCUCCCAGACGUUUUGUAACGAAAGUUGAUGUUAGUCGUACGCCUAAAAAUGAGGAUGUAUAGGAGACCCGUUGAAAAAAUAACAAUAUCGGUAAUCAGUGAAAAAAAAUUAUUGACUUGGUUUGAGGGCGUGAUGAAAACUGUUUUGACAAUUAUAGCAAUAAGGUCAAAGCCAAAAACCCACAGAUGAAAGGCAUACAGUGAGUGUCGGAUGGCCCAUCUUCGCUAGCCUGUAGGGGUUUUCGGUCCAUUUUGUUCCUCAUAAACAUUUACGGGGUGCAAAGUGGACCGAAAACCCUUGGCCAGCGAAGAUGCGGAUGGCCAAAUCAAGGAACGAAGAAUGAGUUCUGGCGUUAUACUGGAAGCCUUGUUUAAAACUAAAAGUAUUGUUCUCUUACUCAUGUAAAGUAUUACAUUGUAUUUAUAAUUGAAAAUCAUAUAAACAUAUAUAUGGCUUUAUUGGUUAUUUUUCUAUUGAUCUGUAUAUACAACAUAUUCGGGUAAAAUUAUAAUUGCUGACUACUACUUGUUUGUUUCGUUGACAAACGUAUGUGCCAAUCAAGUUCCCGUUUUGUUAUAUAGAGUUUAUGUAGGCAGAUCGAGAAUGUUUUACUAUGCAUGUUGUGUAUUUUUCACACCACUGUGAUACAUGAUACAUAUCAUAUGUAUCGGAACAUCAAUGUGAUACGUGAUACAUAUUAUUGUAAUUUUUACAAUUCUUUUUGCAGGUCUUGAUUUUCUUUUGUUCAGUGAUCAUGAUUUAUAGAUCGUGAUUAUGAUUUUAAAAAACCCCAAUGCAGUUUGAUACAUGGUUGUGUAACUCGUUUUCAUGGCUCUCUGAUAUGUGAUACAAAAAUAUGCCUAUAUCAUAUCAUAUCAUAUUAAAUGUAAUUUCAAAACACAAAUAAAAUAUUGAUAUAAAAAUAA